Effrenium voratum is the source of this 2158-nucleotide messenger RNA. Lineage: Eukaryota; Dinophyceae; Suessiales; Symbiodiniaceae. The record is from the annotation of a GenBank genome assembly.
CCAGGGCUCAGCGCUUCUUCCAGCGGCCGAACCGGCAAGCCCUCGCGCCAUGGCGACGCUGGGGGUGCCCCGCGCCCCGGUCUUCGGGCGGCCCAUCUCCCCGGUGCUGGUGGUGCCCCCAGCCGGCUACGGCCAGAAGCUCUCGCAGAGCCGAGAGAGCUACGACCUGGGGAGGAUCUCGCUGCGCUACACCUACGAGGAGCUCAGCGAGGCGACGAAGAACUGGAGCAAAGGCCGACAGCUUGGCUCCGGGUCCUAUGGCGCGGUCUUCAAGGGCGAGAUGAAGGAUGGCAGCGAAGUGGCCGUCAAGAUGAUCGACCUUGGAGCUCUGGCGAAGACCGACCAGUCCGAGGACAUGGCCGGCUUUGACAAGGAAGUGGAGACGCUGAGCAAGUUCCGACACCCCAACCUGGUGACCUUGAUCGGCUGGGGCAAGCAUGAGAGGAAGCGCUACUUGGUCUACGAGCUGAUGACGGGUGGGGACAUCUACGACCGGCUGCUGAAGAGCCGGCGCCGUGAGAAUGCCGUGCCCUUCCAUUGGCACGAGCGCCUGAGCGCCUUGCUGGACGCUGCGGCGGGGCUGUCGCAUAUGCACAACUCCAAGCCCAAGGCCUUCCACCGGGACAUCAAGUCUGCCAACAUCUUGCUGGACAGGCACGGCACCGCGAAGAUGGCAGACUUCGGGCUGAGCUGCACCUCUUCGGGCCAGGGCUUGGGCGGCAGCCAGGUGAAGGUGAAGACCAUCAGCGGCACUCCGGGCUACGCCUGCCCCAUCUACGCGAGCACCGGGCAGGUGACCGAAUUCAGCGAGGUGUACUCCUUUGGCAUGGUGAUCCUGGAGGUGCUCACGUCCAUUCCCCCCGCCGCAGCGGACCAUUUGAAGCCGGGGGGCAUCGCUUAUCCCAUCGAGGAAAAGCUGAUGCCAGCACUGGACGGGGCUGUGGAUCGGUGUGUGAGGGCUGCGGAUCGGAGCGCCAGCUGGCCUGCCGGCCUCGGUGAGGAGCUGGCCACUUUGGGUGUCCGCUCAGUGAACCCCGCCGACGAGAGCAAGCGGCCCAAGUUUGUGGAGGUGGUGCGAACGCUUCGUGCUCUCACGGAGAAGUACCCUACGCCCACGAUGUCGCCCAUGGGACCCUCAAGCGUCGGAUCUCCAGGCGGCUAUGCCUCCUUUGCACCGAUCCCCGAAAACUCGGACACGGGCAGCAGCGGCAUCCACUCCACCCCCUACAUGCUGGAGCUGGUGUCGGCAGAUGGUGUGGAGGUGGAUCGCAUGCCGGCCCACCGACGCUCGCUGCACCUCUUCCCGACGCUUGGGGAGGUUGCUGGCCGCCUUACUGCGCCCGUUGGGCGCCAACACCAGCCAGACCUCUUCGAGUCCUGGCUGCCCAGCAACGAGCUGCGGAGCUGCAUUUCUCGCUGCGCCUUUGAGGUGAGCUGGAGCUGCCAAGAUGCCCAGAUCAUGGCGACAGGCAACAACCCGGUGGCGCUGAAUGGCCGCAUUCUCACCCGAGACAAGCCCAUGCCCCUGAGCGUUGGCGCGGAGGUCGGCUUCCCGUACUCGCAGAGUGGAGAGAUCGACCUCUUCCUGGUGCUGCGCUUCACCUUGGCCCUCCCCACGGCCCAGACCAACGCCGCCGCGGUGGCCCCCACCGCGGUGCUGGACUUUGCCGAGGACAGCGCUCCGGUGGCCAGCGCCCUCUGGGCGCUGCGCUGCUCCUUCGUGGAAGGCCUCGGGGAGGAGCUUCCGACGCUGCCCGCCGCGGUGAGAGAGUUCAUCGUGGACGAUGAGCCGCUGGUCAUAGGCCGGCAGCACCAGUCCAAGGAGUUCGAGGCACUCCUUUCCAAGGCUCCUAUGUGCAUGAGCUUCAUCUCGAGGGCCCACGUGCAGAUGGAGGUGCAGCGCGGCGCUUUGCUGGCCACCAACAUCAGCACCAACCCCGUCUACGUGGACGGAGAGCCAUUGUCGAAGGGCGAGUCGAGACGACUUCAGCCCUAUCAGGUAAUUAGUUUUGCGCGGCUGGAAGGGAGCACCCACGUGCUCUUCAUCUCCUUCGAGGCGCAUCCCUUGGAUCGAUCUGCGGCAAAGACAAAGGCUGUCAAGUGAAGGCGGACUUUUCAAAGAAAAUGUCUCCGGGGCCACUGGGGGAUUGGCCCAAGC